UUGCUCCGAGUUUGAGCGCUGCUCUCCAGGCACUGCGAGCAGCGCCCGGGCUCCGGGAGGAGGCUCAGAGUCCCCUCCUCGGGCAGAAGUGUAAGAGGCCCGACCCGCGCCGCCAGCUCAAGGGGAGGACAGAGGCCACGGGCACUGGACUCCGCAGGCAGCAGCGCCGCCGUCCACUCCGCCCUGGAAGACGCGAUUGGUCCUCGGGGACGGCGCCCAGGGCGGUCGGCCGUUGCCUGGCCGUCACCGGCUGCACCACGUAGCACUGGACCAGCUCGGCCACCAUGGUGGACCCUGUCCCGCUCGUUCGGUUGGGAGGGAACCUGUAACAGACGGUGAGGCACUUAAGGACCACCUUCUGCCUCUGCACUCAUUUUACCACCACUCAAUAUCGCGAGAUGUGCCUUCCGUUCGAGUUCCCAGGAUAACCCGCCCACUUCCACCAACGCAAAUCUCGCGACACAAGAGAUCGGGUGAGAGGCGACCGCGGAGACCAGGCUGCCGGUAUCCGGUGGGGCAGACUAGACGGUGGUGGUCAGAGCAGCUUUUCCGGGCACAAUGCCGUCCGCUUUCUCAGUCACCUCUUUCCCCGUCAGCAUUCCCUCCGUAAUCAUGACCGACUGGACUGAGCCCUGGCUCCUGGGCCUGGCCGCCUUCCAUGUGCUCUGCCUGCUGCUCACCUGUGUCUCCUCCCGGAGCUACCGGCUGCAGGUCGGGCACUUCCUGUGCCUCGUGACGUUGGUCUACUGUGCUGAAUACAUCAAUGAAGCAGCCGCCAUGAACUGGAGGUCAUUUUCAAAAUACCAGUAUUUCGAUUCGAGGGGGAUGUUCAUUUCGGUGGUGUUCUCGGUGCCGCUGCUCCUCAACGCCGUGGUCAUCGUGAUUAUGUGGGUACGCAAGACUUUGAACGUGAUGACCGACCUGAAGAACUUACAAGAGAAGGCAAAAGACAGGAGAAGGAGAAGAAAGGCGCAGUAACAGCGCAGUCGCUCCGCUUCCCUGGGAGACUUCCCGCCGCCGCACCGUUUGGGGAACUGAGGUGCAGGCGGGUGCGGUGCCCUUCCCAGCAGCCGCCUGCGGUUUGCAAAGAGGACCUUUCGCUGCGAGUCUGUCUGGUGUGUGGCAGGCUGCGCUUGGAGACUCAGGCCGUCCUUCCAGUCGUUCAUGUAGCUCGGGGUCACUGCAGGAGGCACGAUGUUCGGUGACAACAUCCCACAAGCAGUAGCACCCAGGAUGCUGUCUGGGUCGGCCAGUGCGGGCACGCCAUGCCCUGAACCAGUGACGGGCGAGCCGCACGGCUGCUCCGGAACGAACCCACUCAGAGCCGAGGGGGACCUUUCUGGAGCUGGUUCUUCGAAGAGUCACUUAGCCGGCCGAGAGCUGGCACCCAGCUGCAGCGCACAGUGAGAGGCCCUGUGUCUGCAGCGUUGGUGCUGGUGGGCAGGGUGCUUUCCUUCCUGGGUCACCGAGGGGCUUUCCCCACCCGUGGAGAGGAGUGCGGCACAGCUGGCGCUGUGGCCCAGGGUCAGGCCAGACCCUCACUGAGUCCUCACAGGCCCCAGGGGUCUGUGUAUAUGGCACAGCUGUUCCCUGAUGUGCUCUUGUGGGGGAGUCCCAGUGGUGCUGUUGAUGGCUGAGCCCCUGGGUGCUUAGCAACACCAGGGGCCCCCUCUGAACAGCGUCCCUUGUGUCAUAAACCAGUGGAUUUGCGAUCACAAAAAGCUGCGCUGCAGUGACAAGCCGUCGAGUCCCGGUCCCACGGGACGAGCGGAGCAGCACUUGGAGUUUAUUCUCCAGGACACACAGCCCAAGGCACCCCCAGCCUCCAGCCAUUUCACACGCUGCUCCUGACGCACAGAUCGAGGACGUUCCUUCCUGAGUCUUGGUGGCAGUGCUUUUUGUGGGUCACGGGAGUGAUGGCACCAGUGGUGUGGGGACAGGUGAGCGGGCACACAGAGUGCCCGUUCCAAUGCCAGCAGCACGGACAGACAGUCGGUCUUGUUCCUGCCAAGCUGCAACCCCAGCUUGACGGUGACAGCUGAGGGUCGUCCACACUUUAAAAAACAUGGUGAUCAAUAAAGAAAGGCUGUCGGCUCUUGAUUUUGGUUUGAAAAAAUGAUCAGUUGUUUUAAUUGUGACUAGAUGGUUCUCCCUAAGUGAAACAUAGUCUUCAAAUUUCAAAAAGGAAAAAAAUGUGCUUAUGAACAUUUAUAUUCAGUAGCUGACACCCUGAUAGAUUAAAAUUAGAUCCUGAAGGUCAGAUAAUGUUUUUCUUGCUUUUUAAAAAGAUUUCAUUAAUUUUUAGAGGGGGAGGGAGAAGGAGAGGGAGAGGAACAUCAAUUGCCUCUCACACACCCCCAACUGGGGACCUGGCCCACAACCCAGGCCUGUGCCCUGUGUGGGAAUCAAACCAGUGACCCUGUGCUUUGGAGGCCGGCUCAGUCCACUGAGCCACACCAGCCAGGGCCGGAUAGUUCAACGUUUUUAUAGACAAUUGUGAACUCUUGGCAGAGUUCCUGCUGGUUUAACAUUACUUUUUAGAAGUGACUUAGAGUCUUGUAGAAAAACCUGGAGCUUUUAACCUGAAAUGCUCUCCAGUCCCUUAGCAAUGUGUUAAACUUUCGUGUGGAACGUGAACAAUGACAGAGCGUCCCGUGUGGAGCGGACCCUGCCGCACAGCCUGCGUGUGCCUUCCUGCUCGUUCAGGCUGCUUGAGUGUGACGGCUUUGAAGGCACGAGCACGUCACAGGUCAGCUCCAGGAGCGGAGGGGUCGUCCACCCCCAGGGACUGAGCCUGUGCCCCAGGGG
Molecule: messenger RNA, 2808 nt
Organism: Artibeus jamaicensis (Jamaican fruit-eating bat)
Lineage: Eukaryota; Metazoa; Chordata; Mammalia; Chiroptera; Phyllostomidae
Gene: TMEM18
Product: transmembrane protein 18
Exons: 6
Coding region: 559-978 (139 amino acids)
Cellular component (GO): nuclear membrane
Source: RefSeq, a predicted model, not a curated record